Messenger RNA from Ornithorhynchus anatinus (platypus), 2835 nucleotides. RefSeq names its product FAD dependent oxidoreductase domain containing 2 (gene FOXRED2). Bases 119 to 2170 code for a protein of 683 amino acids. The transcript is spliced from 9 exons. The record is from RefSeq and is a predicted model, not a curated record. Lineage: Eukaryota; Metazoa; Chordata; Mammalia; Monotremata; Ornithorhynchidae. Gene Ontology annotation, molecular function: flavin adenine dinucleotide binding; monooxygenase activity.
GGGCGCCCGUGCGGAGGGGGCGGGGCCCGCCCUGACCACGCCCCCUUUCGGGGCGGAGCCAAUAGGAGCCCGGCCCCUGGGGGCCCCGCCGGCCGCAGGGUCAGCCACUCGCUCCACCAUGAGCCCCGCGGGCCGCCGCGAGGACCCCCGGGAGCUUCUCCUCCUGCUCGCCGGCCUGUGCCUCGUGACGCCGCUCGGCCCCUCGGAGGCCGCCGCCCCCCGCCCCCGGCACGACUACUGCGUCCUGGGCGCCGGCCCGGCCGGCUUACAGAUAGCCUACUUCCUGGAGCGGGCCGGGAGGGACUACGUGGUGUUCGAGCGCGCCGGGGCUCCCGGCAGCUUCUUCGCCCUCUACCCGCGGCACCGGAGGCUCAUCAGCAUCAACAAGCGGCACACGGGCAACCAAAACGGCGAGUUCAACCUCCGCCACGACUGGAACUCCUUGCUCAGCCACGACGGCCGACUGCUCUUCCGGCACUACUCCCGAGACUACUUCCCCGACGCCGGCGACAUGGUGCGCUACCUGGGAGACUUCGCGGGGCGGCUGGGCCUCCGGGUGAUCUACAACACCGCCAUCGCCCACGUUGCCCUGGAGAAGGCCGAGCGGGCCUGGAAUGGCCACGUCUUCGUCUUGACUGACCAGAAGGGCCGGGGAUACCAGUGCAGCGUGCUCCUGGUGGCCACCGGGGUGUCGGUCCCCAACAAGAUCGACUUCCCCGGCUCCGAACACGUCGAAGGCUACGAGACGGUGUCCGUGGACCCAGAGGACUUUGCGGGCCAGAGCGUCCUCAUCCUGGGGCGGGGGAACUCGGCCUUUGAGACGGCGGAGAACAUUCUGGGGGCCACCAACUUCAUCCACAUGGUGAGCCGUUCUCGGGUCCGCCUCUCCUGGGCCACCCACUACGUCGGAGACCUGAGGGCGGUCAACAAUGGCCUGCUGGACACCUACCAGCUGAAAUCGCUGGACGGGCUCCUGGAGGCCGACCUGGAGGACCUGGCCAUCGUCAGGGACCGGAAGGGGAAGCUGCGGGUCACGCUCCAGCUCUUCCUGGAAAAGGCCAAUCUGAGCGACCCCGCCCAGGCCGUCCCCCUCCCGCAGGACGAGGUGGACAACUUCGCCAUCCGGGUCCCCUACGACCGGGUCAUCCGCUGUUUGGGCUGGAACUUUGACUUCUCCGUCUUCAGCAGGUCCCUCAGACUAACCCCGGGUACGGGGCACAGGAAGAAGUACCCAGUGAUCAAAGCAAGCUACGAGUCCAGGGGAACCCGGGGGCUCUUCGUCUUGGGCGCUGCCAGCCACUCCGUGGACUUCCGGAAGUCCGCCGGCGGCUUCAUCCAUGGAUUCCGCUACACAGCCCGGGCCGUCCACCGCCUGCUAGAGUACCGCCAUCACGGAGUCCUCUGGCCCGCCCCGGGGUACCCCAUCACCCAGCUGACCAACUCCAUCAUCCGGCGGGUGAAUGAGGCCUCGGGCCUCUACCAGAUGUUCGGGGUGCUGGCGGACGUCGUUCUACUGAAGGAGAACGCCACCGGGUUCGAGUACCUGGAAGAGUUCCCCGUGGGAAUGCUGGCCGAGCUGGAAGCGCACACCGGGAGGGAGGCGCGGCACGGGCUCUUCGUCGUCGCCAUGGAGUACGGCAGGAACUUCUCCGGGCCCGACAAGGACGUCUUCUAUUACAACCGGGCAGUGGGGGAUGUGGAGGACGCCUGGCAGUCCAACUUCCUGCACCCCGUCAUCUACUACUACCAGCGCCUCCCCACCGAGAAGGAGAUGAGGCUGCGUCCCCGGGACUGGCCUCUCCCGCGCCCGGCGGCCAUCCAUCACAUCGUGGAGGAUUUCCUCACCGACUGGACCGCCCCGAACGCUCACAUCCUCCCCCUCAGGCGCUUCCUGGAGAACUGCUUGGACACGGACUUGCGCAGUUUUUACGCAGAAUCCUGCUUCCUGUUCACCCUGACGCGGCGGAAGCUGCCGCCCUUCUGCCAGCGGGGUUACCUGCGGAUGCAGGGGCUCGUCGGUAACGAGAGGCUGCGGCACCACGCGGUGGAGAGCGGGCUGCUGCCGGACUACGCCGUCCCAGACCGGCCGCCAGCCGACGGGGGCCGGUGGUUCCCCAAGACCCCGACCCCCCCGCCGCCCUCCCUCGCCAGCCCGAAGGAGGAGCUCUGAAUAACGGGUCUCGAAGACCGACCGCCCGUCACCCUUUCCCAGCUCCCCCAGCCGGACUCCUCUGCCUUCCUCCCGACCCCCGGGGCCCCGGCCUCUUCCCCCCCUGACGCUGUUACUGCCGGAGACCCGGUGGGGCCAGUUGACGGCGACCGGACCAAAGCGCUCGGGCGGACCAGCAGAAGUUUACGUUCGGUGAGACCCAGGGCAUCUCCCGGGGGCCGGGAGAGGAUCCUGAAGAUCGCUUCCACGGGGGCUGGGACAGCCCUUCCCAGACCGGACCUCUCCCCGGGCGAAUCUUCACAAAACCACAAGUCGGCCUAAUUCCCUCUUGGCCUCUCGCCCCCGGGAGCCGUGGUUUUUCGAAGACCACGUUCUCACCGAAGGGGCCGGGGACUCUCCUUUCACGGAAGCCGAACUCCCCCAGUCGCCGUCGCUAAUUCGGCCGCCGACCGCUGCCAGUCGGUGGCCUCGGCUGACGGAACCCGGAGUCGGAAAGACCGAACCGGUUAUCCGCUUACUUUGCGCGGGCGUCGGAGUGGUAUGGUUCCUCGAGGGGUACUUUCUGUUCUCGCCUCUUCUCCGAUCUUGUUUAUCGAUCAAUCGAUCGGUCAGUCGUAUUUAUCGAGCGUUUACUACGGUGAACGUUUGGGAGAGUGCAAUGUUGG